Vespula vulgaris is the source of this 3117-nucleotide messenger RNA. RefSeq lists its product as uncharacterized. The transcript is spliced from 4 exons. The record is from RefSeq and is a predicted model, not a curated record. Bases 190 to 2328 code for a protein of 712 amino acids. Lineage: Eukaryota; Metazoa; Arthropoda; Insecta; Hymenoptera; Vespidae.
GAUACGACACGCUAAAUAAGUAUGAGUACUUUCUUCUAAGAUAGGAAAUCGAAAAUUUUCGAGAGAAUUGAUGCGCGUUUUCCGGUAGCAGACGAUUCUUACUAACUAUUUGUGUACCUGUUACAUCCGUAAUCCGUAGAAGAUCGCGCGGUUACAUGGCUAAAAUCUCUCGAGUCCCGGUAUUUGAAAAUGAACGGCAACGAUAUCUCAAGAUUGUCAUACAAGGAAUUGCAAGCAUUGGCUGUGAAAUAUCGGGUGCCAGGCAACAUAAAGAAAGAGCUGCUUAUUAAAAUAUUAAGGGCCGCAAGAAGCAGAGACAAUGGCGAAGUCGACAGAUUGUUGAGCGAUUUAAAACAGACGCGGAAGAAGAGAACGCGGAAGAUCAAGGCCGAAAAACUUGGUAUAACCUCCACACCGAUACAAAGUCCAGAUAACGUCAUGGCUGAAGAUUAUUAUCAUUCGCAACAACAGCAACAGCAACAACGAUCGCCUUAUCAAUGGGUAGGUGCAGAAGAAGAAAUUGUUAGCAGAGAGGAUGACAAGAUUCCACAUUAUGAAGAAUUUAGACAAUUUUUGUUACGGAAAAUACAAAGAGAAUUUCAAACAUAUAAUACACCUCAUAAUCCACAACACGAAUCGACAAUUGUGGAUCUAAGAACUACGGCAAGUAGUUCUACUGCACAUUCCUUUCCUGUAGAUAUAGUUAAUUGUUCUAAGCCUAAUUUGAUAGGUAUUAAUGAAUCAAACUCUUGCAUAUAUCCUUUAACUAAUCAUAUACAGUAUCAUCACUUACAAAAAGAUUCAAGUAAAAGUACAUGUGGAUCAAUACUUCUUAAAAAGAUGUUACAAGCUCCGGUUGGUACAAAUUUAGGAGAACUUGCAGCACCAGUUUUUGGAGAUUAUAGAGUUUGGCCAGUAGAACAAUAUCAUUCAGAAAAUAUAUUAGAUAAUUCUGAUACGUUAACAGCAGAAUCAGUGGACAAUGAUAAUGAAGAUAAUCUUGUAAUCAAUACAGAUUGUUAUGGAGUUUUAAAUAAUGUUAGGGAUGAAUAUCUUUUACAUGAUACAAAUUUUGUUAAAAAUGUACAAGAUAUCGAUCAGAUGUCUAAUGUACUAACCGAUCAGAAUAGUAAUCAAUACCAUUGCAAUUAUGCAAAUAAUGAUUUAAAACAAAAUUAUCAAACUUGGACUAUUACAAAUGUUAUGGAUUCUAUAGAUGAAAGCUAUAUAGAUACAGAUAUAAGUACUUCAAAAGUACUUCAUGCUAUUUAUCUUGAUAAUCCAGUAACAAAUGCAAAUAAUGGAAAUACAAAUUAUCGAUAUCAUAUUAGUGAAAAUGUUUAUAAUGAUAAUCCAACAGUACUUAAUAUUGAUUCAUCUGAAGAUCCUUUGUAUUAUUCUCCAACUAUAAUGUCCAAUGUACAGUCAACUUCUACAGAUCAAGCAUACUUGGAAAAUCAUAAUAAAUAUAUAGGUGAAACAAGAGAAUAUUUUCAGAUGACUGGUUCUACAGGUAGUAUAAAUUUCACAUCAGAUGUACCUGCACUUAAUCAAACAUUACCUAACAACAUUCCAUGCAAUUCUGAAGUUACGUAUCAGUAUUCUAAUUUGCAUGACAAUCAUCAAUCAUAUGUUACAAUGUCUCAAAGUUUUGAAUCACGACAAUCCAAUGAUCUUGUAACAUCGCAAGAUAUGAAUAUAUGUAAAGAUUCUGUAACAGAGAGAGUACAGUCAUGCUCUGAUGGAAUGUUAGAUCCAUUUUGGCCAAAGUGGUCCCACAAAAAGUUAUCAGACAAUAAUCUUGAAAAUAUUUUGAAUUUUAAUAUAUCAAAAAGAAUAGACUAUACAAAAAUAGAUCAAACAUCUUGUAUAUAUUGUUAUACUGCGCCGAUAGUUACACAUAAAGCCGUACUGCCAACCGAUGUUUGCUCUCAACAGAUAAAGUUAGUCGCAGAACAGAGACAUCACUCUUUCUCGCCUUACUGGCUUCUUUACAAUGAUAGCUCUGCCGGUAUGCGCAUGGCUAAUAUACAAAGUAACGCCGAUGAAUGUAGCGGAGAACAAGUAUGGAUGAUUCGCGCUACAUCGAUGUCUAAUAACAACAAUUCGAAUAUCAAAGAUUCUAUAGAUGAAAGCGAAGAUUCGAUAAAUGAUGUUUGGAUGAAUGAUUACUCGAAAUAUCGAAUGCCUUUACAAAAGGACAUAAACAGUUGCGAAGUUAUAAACGCAGAAGUUUCAGAAAGUUUAUUUUCUACCAUACACACAGAAUCCAAUUUAAAAAGCGAAACUAUUUCUACGAGUCAAAUGCAAGAGGAUAUAACCUAUUGAAUUAUUUAUAUAUAGUGAUAUUUGUGCCAGUGGUACAUUGAAUUGUAUUAUUAGUACUAAAGAAAAUAUAAUUUUUCACUCUUUAGAUCGAUUUCUUACAGAAUUUCAUAACGAAUACGAUAUAUUAUCUCGUUAGAAAAUUCUGCGUUAUCCGUUUAUUUACUGAAAUAACGAAAAAGUUAUUUUUAAAACAUCCACAAAACUAAAUUGAAUGUACUACCUCCGUUGAUAAACAAAUGAAGAAAUGAAAAGACUGAAAUAAUAUGAUACGUUUAAUAUACUUUAGGAACAAAUUUAAAUACAUUAUAUAUAUAUAUAUAUAUAUAUAUAUAUAUAUAAUUACUUACUAUAUAUAUAUAUCUUAUUGCAUAUAUACAGAUAUUGAAAUAAAAAAAAAACUAUAAAGAUAAGACAAAUGUAUACACGUUAAAUGGUGAGAUAAUUAAUUUAUAUCGUGAAAAUAAAUAAUGUUUAGUUCUUACGAUUACAGGUAACAGUUUAAAAUUGUUAUCUCGUUAUUGUAAUCAUGAAUUAUUAAUAAUUAAUACCAAAGGUAUUGUAUGUGUUAUAACGGUAUUGCAAGUAUAAAACACGUUAAAAUACCGCAAUAUCGUGUCAUAUAUAUAUAUAUGUGUGUAUAUGUAUAUAUACAUCGUACAAACCAGUAUAGUGUGAUAAUCUAAAUGACAUUUAAAAUGAUCGAGAAAGCAAACGUACCUGCGAGGAUACCCACGAUUUAUGAACCAAAUGUAUCUCGUUAUAUUUUUGUUGAAAUAAAAUCAAAUAUAU